AUUCGGAGAUUUCGGACCGUUACGUUUCGUGUGUUCAUAUAAUUCCUGUGUUUUCUUUAUUUCCACGACUUGGCUUCAUUUUGGGACUUUCUUCUUCUUUUAAACAUUCUUAACUACCUGGCGCUGCAUUUGAACCCCGAUCGAUUGCAAAACUGAUAACUUUGGCUAAAAACCUCACGGAUCUUUGAAUUGCUUUGUGAUUAGAUUUUGUUUGUUGAAAAUCAUGCCGAGAUUGGAAUGGAAGGUUAUUUUGGAUGCUUGGUUGACGGUCCAUUACACCGUUUCCCCCAGUGGGAAGACUUUAAGGAAGAAAGAUUUAAUAAGUGGAAAUCCGUUCUAGAUCCAAUAAUCCAAGCAAAGGGGAAUGAAUACAUAUAUAACAACAUAAGAUUAUGCUAUCGUCAUUUUGACUGGGAAUGCUACUCCAAUAUUAAAUAUUGCUGGAUCACAAAUGUUUUUUGGAGAACCAUCCACAUCAGGAUUACAAGCUUCAAAAGAAAAGAUGCACAAUUUGAAUCCAUAUGGAGUGAAUGUUCUACCAAAAGAAUGUGCGGACACUGCUGACAUUUUGUAACUCUGACAGAUUUGAUUGAUUAAUUCAUUUAAUGAUCAUUCUUAUCAAGAAGAAGCAAAAAUAUAUAAAAGAUGCGUGAAACAAAACUCCCCACAUUUCAAUUUGUGGAAUGAUUGCUUGCGAAGGUGAUGACAGAAAUAAAAAUUAGUGAUUCAUUAUUGCAUGUAGAAUCGAAAAAAUAUGUAACGGGUUUUGUAAUUAAAAAAGCGAAAACAAGAAUUUUCAAAAAUUGUAAAACUUGCUUAAAUGAUUUAUGUAGAGGUGAAGUUGAUCCACAAUCAUUUAUUUAUGAGUUUGAUUAUACAAAAAAAUCACUUUUUUUAUCCAAAUGACAUUUUUUUAAUUUUGAUGGAGGAAGUAUAUUUUAUUAUAGUUGCAUGUUUAAGAGAAAAUCCUGUUUCGAGUAUGUUAAAAACAAAAUUAAAAUUUUUCAUUGGAUGUGUCUGUGAUUUUAAUAUUUUAACUUGUAAGGAACAUAGGUUUGAUUUGAGAGAUUUUAUAUGUAAUAUAUUAAUUAAUUUGAUUGUACAUAGUUGGUGUGCGGGAGUUAAUCCAAUAUUAAAUGGAAAAUGUUCUCUUUUUGAUAAGAAUGAUCAAAUAAAACAGCAAGCUUUUGAUUUUUAUUAUAGA
Molecule: messenger RNA, 1204 nt
Organism: Zerene cesonia (dogface butterfly)
Lineage: Eukaryota; Metazoa; Arthropoda; Insecta; Lepidoptera; Pieridae
Exons: 5
Coding region: 238-564 (108 amino acids)
Source: RefSeq, a predicted model, not a curated record